This is a messenger RNA of Motacilla alba alba, 1678 nucleotides long. It is a transcript of the gene SERBP1, whose product is annotated as SERPINE1 mRNA binding protein 1. Gene Ontology annotation, cellular component: cytoplasm; nucleus. NCBI's taxonomy places the organism in Eukaryota, Metazoa, Chordata, Aves, Passeriformes, Motacillidae. The coding region runs from base 228 to 1556 and encodes 442 amino acids. The transcript has 10 exons. Gene Ontology annotation, molecular function: mRNA 3'-UTR binding. The record is from RefSeq and is a predicted model, not a curated record.
AUGGUAGAGCCCACGGCGGGAAACCCCGCGCCCGCCUCGCACAAUGCGCGCGCAGUUCGCGGCGCGGCCGCAGGCGGCGCUGCGGCGCCCGCCCCGUGGGGGUGCCCGGAUGCGGCCGCGCCGGAAGAGAAGCGCGUCUCCUCAGGGCCCGCCAUCUUGUGCGGCAGCGAGCAGGGCGCGGGGGGCCCGGUAGCAUCCGCGCAGGAUCCCGCCGACGGGGGCCCAUCAUGCCCGGACACCUGCAGGAGGGCUUCGGGUGCGUCGUCACCAACCGCUUCGAUCAGCUCUUCGAUGACGAGUCCGACCCCUUCGAGGUGCUGCGCGCGGCGGAGAGCCGGAGGAAGGAGAGCGGCGGCGGCGGCGGCGGGAGCCAAGCGGGCGGCGGGGCCCGCGGCCCGGCGGGCGCCCAGAGCGGCUCCUCGGGCGGAGCCGGAGGAGCAGGCCAGGCGGGCGGCGGCGCGGGCAGCGCGGCCAAGCAGCUGCGCAGGGAGUCGCAGAAGGAGCGCAAGAACCCGCUGCCGCCCUUCGCCGGCGGAGACCGCCGGGAGGAUGGCGGGGGCCAGCCCGGAGCGCCGCUGCGGAAGGAGGGGAUAAGGAGGAUUGGCAGGAGGCCUGAUCAGCAGCAGCAGCAGCAGCAGCAGGGCGAAGGCAAACCCAUCGACAGGAGACCCGAGCGACGACCUCCCCGCGAGCGCCGCUUCGAGAAGCCCGCCGAGGAGAAGGGCGAGGGAGGAGAGUUCUCCGUGGAUAAACCCAUCCUGGACCGACCCAUGCGUGGACGCGGCGGCCUGGGCCGGGGCCGCGGGCGCGGGCGCGGCAUGGGCCGGGGAGACGGCUUUGACUCUCGCGGCAAGCGGGAAUUCGACCGGCACAGCGGCAGCGAUAGAUCUUCUGUUUCACAUUCACAUUUCAGCGGCCUAAAGCACGAGGACAAGCGCGGCGGCAGCGGAUCGCACAACUGGGGAACCGUCAAAGACGAGCUCACUGAAUUGGAUCAGUCAGCUGUAACUGAGGAAACGCCGGAGGGAGAGGAGCACCCGCCUGCUGAUUCUGAAAACAAAGAGAAUGAGGUUGAAGAAGUGAAGGAAGAAGGCCCCAAGGAGAUGACUCUGGAUGAGUGGAAAGCCAUUCAAAGCAAGGACCGCGCAAAAGUCGAGUUCAACAUCCGCAAACCAAACGAGGGAGCUGAUGGGCAGUGGAAAAAAGGAUUUGUGCUCCACAAGUCAAAGAGCGAGGAGACAAAGGCGAUGACAGAAAUGCAGGGGAGUCUGCUGGAUUCAAAUGAGGCUCACGCUGAGGACUCGGUAAUGGAUCACCACUUCCGCAAGCCCGCCAACGACAUCACAUCCCAGCUGGAGAUCAACUUUGGAGACCUGGGCCGCCCCGGGCGCGGCGGCAGAGGGGGCCGGGGCGGCCGGGGCCGCGGGGGCAGGGCCAGCCGUGGAGGCAGGACCGACAAGUUGGUCAAGGAGUUUGAUGUGAUCCACACGCCCAACCAGUCAAGUGCUUCUGCUCCUGACGUAGAUGACCCAGAGGCUUUCCCAGCUCUGUCCUAAACUGGAUGUCAUAAAGCCAACCCUGCCCUGGUGGGGCCUUCCUCUCCGAGGCUUGCAUGCUUAAGGAUCCUAAAACAACUAAGAAAUUGAAAAAAAACAAAACAAAAAAAAAAAAAAAAAAA